This is a messenger RNA of Recurvomyces mirabilis, 1128 nucleotides long. RefSeq lists its product as uncharacterized. The record is from RefSeq and is a predicted model, not a curated record. Gene Ontology annotation, biological process: NADPH regeneration. Gene Ontology annotation, molecular function: oxidoreductase activity; nucleotide binding. Bases 1 to 1128 code for a protein of 375 amino acids. NCBI's taxonomy places the organism in Eukaryota, Fungi, Ascomycota, Dothideomycetes, Mycosphaerellales, Teratosphaeriaceae. Gene Ontology annotation, cellular component: cytoplasm. The transcript has 2 exons.
AUGACGACUCUGCUACUAUCGCGCACCGUGCAGACAUAUCGUCGAUUCCAACAGACCAGAAGCACCCUCAGACUUUCCACUACGAUGUCGAACAAAGUCGGAGUCGCUCUGAUAGGCAGUGGUAUCUUCAUAAAAGAGGAGCAUCUUCCCGCCGUCCAAGCCAGCGAUGAGCUCGAAUUGAAAGCCAUCUACUCUCGAUCACUAAAGUCAGCCGAAGGCGUCUCGGAAGGACUCUCGAACGUAGACCUGUACUCAGACGACUCAGAACCUGGCAAAGGGUUCAAAGAUCUCCUCGCCCGGAAAGAUGUACAAGCCGUCAUCAUCGCACUCCCAAUCAUGGUCCAACCCAAAUUCAUCCGAGAAGCGCUAGAAGCAGCCAAACACGUCUUUGCUGAGAAGCCACUCGCUCCUGAUGUCAAGACCGGGAAGGAGCUCGUGGACUGGUAUCAUUCCAACAUCGAUACGAAGAAAGUCACCUUCGGCGUAGCAGAGCAGUUCCGCUACCUGAACGCCUUCAUGUACGGAGCCGAACAAGCUCGAUUCUUUGGCAAAGUCAUAGGCUUCAGACAUAAACUAUCCGGCAACGUCAAACACGACAUGAAGUACAUGCAAACCGAAUGGCGCAAGAAGCCCGAACACCAAGGUGGUUUCUUACUAGAUGGUGGUGUCCACUUCAUAGCAGGGAUGAGACAAUUGCUAGGCGAGGAGGCGAAAGUGAAGAAAGUCUCCGCGUUCACGGCGUUGAACAAAGAGCAUCUACCGCCCGUGGACACAGUAGAUGCGACUUUCAAGCUCGCAAAUGGCUCGACGGGCAACUUUUCCGUGUCCUUUGGCACUACCUUCAAAGGCGCUGAGUGGGCUAUUGCUUGUGAGAAGGGAAGUAUCACUAUUGAUGGAAGUAAGGUCACCAUCACGCCACUGGACGGAGAGGCGAAAGUGGAGGAGAAACCUGAUACGCUCGGGGGCGUGAAGCAGGAGGUCUUCGCUUGGGCCAAGAGCCUAGUCAGUGGGAAGCAGGAAGAUAAGCAGAAGCCUGAGGAGGCGCUGGCGGAUCUGGAAAUUCUCGAGACCAUGUUGAAGAGCGGAGAGGCUGAUGGGCAGCCAAUUGAGCUGAAAUAUCAGAUUUGA